This is a messenger RNA of Urocitellus parryii (Arctic ground squirrel), 939 nucleotides long. Its product is annotated as olfactory receptor 8B3-like. Gene Ontology annotation, cellular component: membrane. Gene Ontology annotation, biological process: G protein-coupled receptor signaling pathway. Gene Ontology annotation, molecular function: olfactory receptor activity; G protein-coupled receptor activity. The record is from RefSeq and is a predicted model, not a curated record. Lineage: Eukaryota; Metazoa; Chordata; Mammalia; Rodentia; Sciuridae.
GAAGGAAUGGCCUCAGGCAAUGGCUCCUCAGUGACCCAGUUUAUCCUGCUGGGUUUAACACAGCAGCCAGAGCUCCAACUGCCUCUCUUCCUCCUCUUCUUAGGAACCUACUUGGUCUCUGUGGUGGGGAACCUGGGCUUGAUUGUUCUGAUUGUUCUGAAUCCUCACCUGCACACUCCCAUGUACUACUUCCUCUUCAACCUUUCCUUCAYWGAUCUCUGCUACUCCUCCRUCAUUACCYSCCGAAUGCUGAUGAGYUUURUAAAUCAGAACAUCAUCUCUUAUGCAGAGUGCAUGGCUCAGCUCUUUUUCUUUGCUUUUUUUGUAAUUGAUGAGUGCUGUAUUUUGACAUCAAUGGCCUAUGAUCGAUAUGUGGCCAUCUGUAAACCUCUGCUUUACAGGAUCACCAUGUCCCAUCAGGUCUGCUUUAUGCUGAUGGCAGGUGGGUAUGCAAUGGGGUUUACGGGUGCCAUGGCCCACACUGGAUGCAUGAUGAGACUCAUUUUUUGUGAUGGCAACAUCAUCAAUCACUACAUGUGUGACACACCUCCUCUCCUGAAGCUCUCCUGCACAAGCACCUCCAUCAAUGAGCUGGUGGUCUUCAUUGUGGUGGGUGUCAAUAUAAUAGUACCUAGUCUUACCAUCUUUAUUUCUUACACUUUGAUCCUUUCCAACAUCCUCUGCAUCCAUUCUACAAAGGGCAGAUCCAAAGCCUUUAGUACCUGCAGCUCCCACAUAAUUACUGUUUCCCUUUUCUUUGGAUCAUCAGCAUUUAUAUAUUUUAAAUCUUCUCCUGCUGAAUCUAGGGAUCAAGAUAAAGUAUCCACAGUUUUUUAUACCAUUGUGGGGCCRAUGAUGAAUCCUUUCAUAUACAGUUUGAGGAACAAAGAUGUUCAAGUUGCAUUGAGCAAGACUUUGAAGAAAAUGGUGCUUGUCUAA